AUGAAAGAAAGCAACGGAACUGCUGGACAGAGAAAACGCGAGUGAGGAGUCUAGAUAGCGUGCAAAUGAGAGACACACUUAUCUAACAAUAAGAUUGACACGUACGAUUUUAAAUUAUAAUAUUUAUAUAUAUAAGUAUAUGUAUAUAUAUAAGUACACGGUAUAUAAAUUAUAUACGUAUAUAUAAUAUAUAAAUCUAAAAUAAAUUAUUUUAGAAUUUACAAUAAAUAUUAUGUUAUUAACCCCUUGCGCUGGCAACUGGUUCACGGACCAUAACGAGUGACCAAACCGUAUACAAUAAUUACGAACUGGUACACGAACCAUAACGAGUGACCAAACCAUAUACAAUAAUACUAAGAAUUAAUACUUCUCACUAUUGUCAAUACUGAGAAAUUAUUAAGAAGUAAUAAAUUUAUUAUUUAUUUUGCCUGGGUCACAUCAAUAUUAUAUUUAAAACUAAUUUACUUAAAACUGAAAAAAUAUUGCAAUUUUGGGACCAAAAAUUCUCGGCGUACGUGGCAUUCCAGGACAAGAGGAUAAUAUAAUAUAUUAUAUAUAUAUAGUAUAUAAAUUAUAUAUAUAAAAUACAUGUAUAAAUCUAAAAUUAUUAUUAACAUAAUAUUUAUUCAUAAUGAUGAAUUGAAUUCAUAAUAAUAUGUAUAUUUAUAUAUUUAUGUGAAUUCAUAAUAAUAUGUAUAUUUAUAUAUUUAUGUGAAUUCAUAUAAUAUGUAUAUUUAUAAUGAAUUCAUAAUAUAUCAUAUAUUAUGCAUAAAUAUUAUGUUAAUAAUAUAAUAUACUUAAAGUAUAUUAUAUACUAUAUACUAUAAAGUAUAUAGUUACAUACUAUAUAUAGUACACACACACACGCACAUAUAUAUAUAUAUAUAUAAAUCUAAAAUAAAUUGUUUUAGAAUUCACAACAAAUAUUACAUCAACUACGCAUUGAAUGUUACGUCAAGCGUAUCAUAAUUAAUUUUUCCAAUUAAAAAAGAAUCACGCUUUGUUUUUCAGGCAUACGCAUCGUUUGAACCCCUCGAUUAUUAUUUACACCCUACCCUUUACGCCAGGCGUCGACACGGUCACCUCAUUCAAACUUCCGCAGCAUUGUUUCUUCAUUAUCCGCGGAACAGGAGGCAGGUCCGUUCCGAAAACCGAGCAAAAACGGAAUCCCGAAACGAGAUUUCAAUCUCAACACGCGACAAUAUCGAACUCACUGGACGAAAUAUCAGCACUUGCGUCGCUAAGAAGUUCGAACGCGACCGAACGAAGUGAGAGAAGAAAAGAAGAAAAGAACGCUUCACCGCGUGGAUAUCCAUGCAAAAGAGGAAAAAAAGUGUCGUUGCUUGCUUACCUGAUUCUCCAGCCUUGCUCGAGUGGAGAGCCACGGUCGCGUGAGAUCAAUCGAUCCGCGGAAUCGAUCCGCUCGCGUAGCUGGCGAGGAGAACGAGAUCGUGGACGACGAUGUGCCGUGGCACCUUUUGUUUACCUAGCCACAGUCGGUGGCUCCCGAGAGCGUCCUCCGGAAUGUUACGGCGACUCCGGGCUCGACCGGUUUGGCGGCUAUUCGGCCCGAGUGUUGCCAACAUUCGCCUGAUUUCGCGGAGAAUGGGAUCAACAGUAUAAAAUUCGAACACGUUGUCAUUGCUUGAGCGAUAACAAUUGAAUGUCAAAACAAGACGUGAAUAUAGAAUACCAAGUGGCACAGUCAGUCAUUCAGAGAUACAUUCGAUUAAAGGGGAGCAUCUUCUUGAUCAUUAUUAAAAUGUUACAACUUUACAGACAUAUGUAAGUUUCAAUCAAGAUCAGGUUAUUACAAUUACAAAUACAUUAUUAUUGCAAUUAUAAACAUAUUUAUUGAUUAGUGAGAAACACAAUCAAAAUCUGAUUUGCCUAAUCAUAGAUCAUUAUCUAGAGAAUGUUAACGACCUUAGAGACACAUGUAAGUUUCAAUUAAGAUCAGAUUAUUUCAAUUACAAAUGCAUUAUUAUUGCAAUUAUAAAUAUAUUUAUUG
Molecule: messenger RNA, 2011 nt
Organism: Heterotrigona itama
Lineage: Eukaryota; Metazoa; Arthropoda; Insecta; Hymenoptera; Apidae
Source: the annotation of a GenBank genome assembly